This is a messenger RNA of Bactrocera latifrons, 2879 nucleotides long. It is a transcript of the gene grp, whose product is annotated as serine/threonine-protein kinase grp. Lineage: Eukaryota; Metazoa; Arthropoda; Insecta; Diptera; Tephritidae. Gene Ontology annotation, biological process: protein phosphorylation; DNA damage checkpoint signaling; microtubule cytoskeleton organization. The coding region runs from base 1017 to 2564 and encodes 515 amino acids. Gene Ontology annotation, molecular function: ATP binding; tau-protein kinase activity; protein serine/threonine kinase activity. The record is from RefSeq and is a predicted model, not a curated record. The transcript has 8 exons. Gene Ontology annotation, cellular component: cytoplasm.
AGUUCCUUGCUCGUUUGCUCGUAUGUCUGCUCACUCGCCUGUUCGUGCGGUCGCGCCGACUCUCCACUUGGUGACGGUAAACGAAGAUGGUGAUGCGGAACGCAGUUUUCGUUUUGCGGCAGUUGGCGGUUUUGCAGUUUAACUUUGGCACUUGCUCGUUACGAAAGGAAUCGGUAUCAUCUUAAAUUUCCAAUUUUUUUUCCAACAUUAGCAAAUUUUGCUUGCUGCUUCCUUAUCGCCUUGGCCUGUUGGCUGGAUUUUCAAAACCAUUGUGCUAGUGUAGUUUGGCUUUUUGCACGCGUGGUGCCUGCUUUCAGACAAUACUUACCGACUGAUGAGACUUGAGCGUGGUGAUUAAAACAAGAAAAAAAAAACGAUAUUUUGUGGUGUAGAUACCUACCAACAACAACAGCAGAUGAAAUACAAAAUGGUACACUUUUCGGUGUUAAGUUUAGUUUUUUUCGCUUUUCGUAGUGUCGAAGUUGUUCCGUUGCGUGCACAGACUUUGUGGUCGGAAAGAAAUUAUAAGACUUGAACAAAACCACACGAUUAAUACAGCUUAUACAUAAACAGCAAUUAUAGCAAAUUGUGUGGAAAAACGGACACAUUAGCUGGGAAAGUUAAUAAUGGUACACAAUUUCUGCCUAAAAACAAAUAAUUUUCGGCGUAAUGGAGCAAAGCCGGUGGUUAUUUAAUUGGCACCCGAAACAUCAUUGCAACCUGAUAACCACAACAACACAACGUAGAGCGACAACAGCAUCGGCGCUGAUACUGACGCUGACGGCAAAUGCAGACGACAUGCCGUUGUCGACAAUUAUGCAGCAACAACCAUAAGGCAUAUUACGAACAUUAGUCAUAGGCCAGCAAAAUACCAAAGAAGGCAACGGCACGGCACGGCACGGCAGAAGAAAAAAAAAACGUCAAACAACCACAUACCUUGAUAAGUAUUAGAAGCGUUAAGCGUAAUUUGGUGAGAAGCAAGGAAGACGACACCGUCGCAAACACAACCCGCUAACAUGUCCGCUUCGCUAAUGCCUUUGUCUGAGUCGCAAAAAGUGGAUGGCAAUGGAGAUGGUGGCGCUCGUGAGUUCGUCGAAGGUUGGACACUUGCGCAAACACUUGGCGAGGGUGCCUACGGCGAAGUGAAAUUGUUGAUUAAUCGUCAAACCGGCGAAGCUGUUGCCAUGAAAAUGGUUGAUCUGAAAAAGCAUCCGGAUGCUAUGCUCUCUGUACGCAAAGAAGUUUGCAUACAAAAAUUGCUACAAGAUAAACACAUUCUGCGCUAUUUCGGCAAGCGUUCGCACGAUGAUGUCGAGUACUUGUUUUUGGAGUAUGCAGCCGGCGGUGAAUUAUUCGACAGAAUUGAACCUGAUGUUGGCAUGGCACAACAUGAAGCCCAAAGAUAUUUCUUGCAGCUGCUUUCCGGCGUACAAUAUUUGCAUCAACAUGGCAUAGCGCAUCGUGACUUGAAGCCGGAAAACCUUUUGCUGGACGAACAUGAUAAUAUUAAAAUAUCGGAUUUCGGCAUGGCGACAAUGUUUAGAUACAAAGGCAAAGAACGCUUACUGGACACCCGCUGCGGCACUUUACCAUAUGUAGCGCCUGAAGUACUUAUAAAACCCUACCACGCACAACCCGCCGAUAUCUGGUCCUGCGGGAUUAUACUGGUCACCAUGCUGGCUGGUGAACUGGCAUGGGAUCAGCCUUCGACAAAUUGCCAAGAGUUCAAAAACUGGACUGAUAAUGAACGCUGGUCAACACAGACGCCUUGGAGCAAAUUGGACACAUUGGCGAUAUCGUUGCUGCGCAAAGUUUUGGCCACAAAUCCUACAUACCGACUGACACUAGAGAAGAUACUCGACCACAAAUGGUGUAACAUGCAAUUCAAUGAGAAUGAACUUUCGCAUGAUCUCGUUGACUCGGCCGCUGCGCUCGACAUACACUCGCCGAAAGCCAAACGCUCACGACAGCAUUCGAGCAAACAUCGUCUCACCAAUCACUUUGUCGAUGACACAAUAUCGCGUAAUUACUGCUCACAACCGAUGCCCACGAUACCGCCAGAUUUUACGGACGGUGGCAGCGCCGCCGAUGGCGCCAAUAACAAUCCCGCCGCCGCACAGGAGGCGCGCUUCAAUUUCUGCUUCUCACAACCUGCCCUACUGGACGAUUUGCUAGUUUGUACGCAAAUGAAUCAAACACAAUCGGCAUCGCAGAAUGUCUUCCAUCGUUUGGUGCGUCGUAUGACGCGCUUCUUUGUCACCACACGUUGGGAUGACACGGUAAAACGUCUGGUCGCGACCAUCGAACGUUUGGGUUUCGCCUGCAAAGUGGGCGAUGGUGGUGUGGUCACCAUAUCAACGAUUGAUCGCCGAAAACUGCGUUUGGUCUUCAAGGCGUACAUUAUCGAGAUGGAUGGCAAAAUUCUGGUCGAUUUCCGUUUGUCCAAAGGUUGUGGUUUAGAGUUUAAGCGUCGCUUUAUUAAAAUUAAAGAAUCACUGGAGGACAUUGUGUUGCGUGGACCGACAACGUGGCCCAUUGCGAUAGCGACAAAUGCUGUGCCUUAAAAAAGUUUGCGUUUUAUAUGUUCGUUCGAAGGCGUUUUGAAGUUGUACAAUGACUGGCAUUUCCAAUGCAAUUUCCAAAUAUAUUAUAUACAUAUAAAUAUGUUUUACACUAUCCAAUCCAAAGUCAAUUUCCUACACAAAAUGUAUACAAAGAAAAUAUGUAUUCUCUAAUUUAGUGUUAUCACUCUUCACAUGUCUGUUUGCAUUAUUAUUGUUUUUGUAUUCACAUAUUCUCAUUGAAUUUUCACAUAUAGUUUUAGUAAUUGACUUAGUUUUGUUUUUGGCUGUAUUAAUUUAUUAGAAAACACAAAUCAG